CAUCGUCAUCACUACCUUUACUUUGAUUCGUGUCUUUCUUCACCUGAAAGCGCGUUUCAUAUGUGCUUCCCACUCACGUUGUCGUCCCUGUGGAUCGUCGCUAUAGCAGGAGGUGACCUUCGAUGACACUAUGCUUCACAUAUGGUCAUCCACUCGGGGAGGCAGCUCAAGCACACCUGUCGGCCACCAACGGAAGCGUCAUGUCCAGAGUGCUGAAGAACGAUGCCAGCGGCCUUUCGAAAUGGCAUCCCAUGCGUUCUAUUGUCGCAACUAAGCAUAGCGGGCUGGCCACUGUCGUGAAUCUCGCAACCUGUGGCGCGCCGAACAAGACCACUUCAAGAAUAUAUUGUCGAAAACGCCCCAUUUGCGAUUAUCAUGUCCAGACCCUGAAGGACGACCACGACCUCAGCGUCAGCGGCGUUCUUGAUGCGUCACCCUGGACGUUCUGUUGUCGCAAUGAAGUAUAGCGGGCUGGCGUUUACUGUGAAACGCGCGACGUGUGGCGCGCCGAACAAGACCUUUACUAGAAUAAAUCGUCAAAAACACGUCGUUUGCAAUUGUUCACGACUUUCCU
Molecule: messenger RNA, 574 nt
Organism: Laetiporus sulphureus 93-53
Lineage: Eukaryota; Fungi; Basidiomycota; Agaricomycetes; Polyporales; Laetiporaceae
Exons: 2
Coding region: 123-467 (114 amino acids)
Source: RefSeq, a predicted model, not a curated record